Messenger RNA from Hippocampus zosterae (dwarf seahorse), 6577 nucleotides. RefSeq names its product leukocyte receptor tyrosine kinase (gene ltk). The record is from RefSeq and is a predicted model, not a curated record. Gene Ontology annotation, cellular component: signaling receptor complex; membrane. Bases 315 to 4856 code for a protein of 1513 amino acids. Gene Ontology annotation, biological process: positive regulation of kinase activity; multicellular organism development; regulation of cell population proliferation. Gene Ontology annotation, molecular function: transmembrane receptor protein tyrosine kinase activity; protein binding; ATP binding. The transcript is spliced from 29 exons. NCBI's taxonomy places the organism in Eukaryota, Metazoa, Chordata, Actinopteri, Syngnathiformes, Syngnathidae.
CCCCGAGUCCACACGGGGAGGGCGGAGAAGAUUGUGGUAGUGACGUCAGUGCGGCAGCAUCAGCAUCACUAAAAACCUCGCCAAAAACAUCACUACACAUCGACCAGUGCCGCACGUCGGGCCAACAAGCGAGCAACCAACCAACGGCCGCCGCACCAGCCCGCCACGUCUCUUUGGGGCCGCUUGCGUGCGUCUCCUCUACGGCUACAUGAGGAGCUAAAGGCGCCCGAACAAGCGCGGGCAGACUCUUGUUUUUUUUGUUUGUUUGUUUUUGUUUGGCUGGGGGGUGGACUUGUCCACAAAACAACGGAGCCAUGGACGAUGUUAAAAAGCAAAGUGCCCUUCUUCACGUCGCCUUUCUAUUGAUCUGCAGCCACUGCCACGCUUUUCUGGAUGGUUUUCUCGAGGACAACCCGUCAGAUCAGCUUCUCUCUCAUCACUUCGACUCACAAGAAGACAGUCAAUUUUUCUCCUGUGAUUUCGAGUCACCCUGUAUCUGGACUUUAUCAAAUCACAGUCAGCAAAGUGACUGGUCGGCGGUGUCUGCACGGCAAACCGAGCGAGCAGGUUGGAUGCCGGAGGCGGACUACUCAGAGGGGAGCUCUAAUGGUCACUUCCUUCUCCUAAGCCCCUCCCCUGGUGCGGAGGCUUCUAAGAGAUGCGAGUACCAUUUAACCAGCCCGAUCAUGCCGAAAAGUGCGCACCAAUGUGUUUUGCAUCUGUCCCUCUAUGAGACAUCGCCAUCGCAAGGAAACCUCACAGUCCUGAUCAAGCCACUUUACUCCAGUUCAUUCACGAACAUCGUCGUGUUCAAGCCUGAGAGAAGAGAGGACCCCAGGACGGAGUGGGAAGCUGUAGAGACCCGAAUAGGCCCAGUGGAUGAGCCCUUUCAGGUGACUUUGAGCUACACUGGAUGUUUGCAGAGUGGAUCCACUGUGGCGCUCGACUCACUGCACUUCGUAGACUGUCAGUCAGAUGAAGACAAUGAGGUCAUCCCACCGGAUGUGGACUGUGGCGAUAAUUUCUACUGUGAACACUCUGAGUAUUGCAUCGAGCGAAAUCAUGUGUGCGAUUUCCACACGGACUGCCCUUUAGGAGAGGACGAGGGCUUCAUCUGCGGUUCACUGCCAUUUGGCACACACUGCUCAUUUGAGCAGGACGCUUGCGGUUGGUCCGUGUCCAAGCAGCAAUCGGCUUGGAGGAGGGUGGCCGGUGAGGAGCUGCUGCAGAGAGAAGACAUGCACAGCCUCACCCUGAGAAGUACGCCCGGACACUUUUUGUUUCUGGAGAUCAGAGAGACGCAUACGCUGCAGAAGGCAUCUGUCAAGAGUCCCUUUUUCCCUCCUCUUGUCGCCAAUACAACUUGCCAGAUGCGUUUUUCUUUUUAUCUCUUUGGCUCCUUCAAUGGCUCCUUGGCGGUGGCUAUAGAGGAGAAUGGGACGUCCACUGCAUCGCUGAUCUGGGAGGGACGUGGUCAGUGGAAGGAUGACUGGGAGGAUGUCGUCCUGCAACUGACAGACCUUCAUCAUGGGUUCCGUGUUAUGGUGACAGCUGUUUGGUUCCAAGGCUCCCGUGCUGAUGUCGCCUUGGAUGACAUUGCUCUCGGGGCAACCUGCUUUGACACAGAUCUCAACUCUAUCCAGCCGAUGGCCGACCUGAGGGAUUUCUUUAGUCCCGUUGCAGAGCCUUCAUUUUCAGAAGUGUCUCUGAGGACGUGGUUUUUUAACUCGUGCGGUGCCAGCGGUCCAUACGGGCCGACCCAGGCCCAGUGUGACAGCACCUACAGGAACAAAAAUGUCAACGUGACCGUGGGGAAGGAAGGCGCCUUAAAAGGAGUGCAAAUGUGGAGGGUCCCUGCCACCAACAGAUACCUGAUCUCGGCUUACGGCGCCGCGGGAGGGAAUGGAGCCAAAAACCACAACCAGCGCAACCAUGGGAUCUUCAUAUCGGCUGUGUUCCCUCUUGAGAAAGGGGAGUUACUUUACAUCUUAGUGGGCCAUCAGGGAGAGGAUGCGUGCCCGGGGAGAAAUGCCCAAACCCAGAAGAUCUGCUUAGGGGAGUCAUCUGUGAUUGACAACAGGGGGGAGGCUAGCACAGAGUGGUCUGGAGGAGGAGGCGGAGGAGGGGGAGCUACCUACAUCUUUAAGAUGGAGGGAGAUGAGAUGGUUCCUCUGCUGAUUGCGGCCGGCGCAGGAGGGAAUGCCUACAUGGAAGACCCGGAGUCCAGUCUGGAUCAGAAACCACUGGAGCAGUUUGAGAACAACACCACAACGCCCAGCACCAAUGGCCAAAGUGGUGCUGCAGGUGGUGGUGGAGGCUGGAAGGACUCCCCUACCGCUCACCUCGUGGCCGGCAGGUCGCUCUCAGAGGGUGCUGGCGGGGGUGCAGCGUGCCUUUUGUCCCAGUCCAAACUGGGUUGGUCCACCUACGGGGGAUUCGGAGGGGGAGGUGGCGCCUGCACGGCCGGAGGAGGGGGAGGUGGCUACAGAGGCGGCGAUGCUGCUCUGACGGAUGACAUCAAAGCAGAUGGACGUGAUGGGAUCUCCUUCAUUAAUCCAAUUGGGGAGAUUUACCUGCAGCCUCUAGCAGCCAUGGAGAGUCACGGCGAGUGUGAAAUCAAAGUGCAACUGAACUGCAGCCACUGUCAGUCUCAGAGCUGCAAGCGGGAUAAAGACACACACCUCCUCCUCUGCCUGUGCCACGGCGAUGAGAUUUUGGCCAGCGAUAAUGUCACCUGCGUUGAUACAGCAGCUCCUCCAGUCUCGCCUCCUCCGGGCCAGAUGUCGGCCGCACUGAUCCUGGCUGUGGUCACCUCCACCGUUGUCAGCGGCGUGGCGUUGAUCUGCCUCGGCGUCAUCCUCAUGUGGCAUCGCUGGAAAAAUGAUCUGCAAGCAAUGAGGGGCCACCUGCAGAGCCCCGAGUACAAAUUGAGUAAGAUCCGCACCUCCACCAUCAUGACGGACUACAACCCCAACUACUGCUUCGCCGGGAAGGCCUCGGCGCUCAGUGAGCUGAAGGAAGUACCGCGCAAAAACAUCACACUGCUCAGAGCUCUUGGCCACGGCGCCUUCGGUGAGGUGUAUGAGGGUCAGGUCCUCGGAAUGAAUGCAGAUAAUGGCCCCAUGCAGGUGGCCAUAAAGACUCUUCCAGAAAUCUGCUCAGAACAGGAUGAAAUGGAUUUCCUUAUGGAGGCACUGAUUAUGAGCAAGUUCAACCACAAGAAUAUUGUACACUGCAUUGGUGUCAGUCUCAACAUCUUGCCACGUUUCAUUCUGCUGGAACUCAUGACCGGAGGAGACAUGAAGAGCUUCCUGAGGCAGAACAGGCCUCAACGCGGCCAAGCUCCUUCUCUCAGCAUGCACGAGCUGCUGCAGAUGGCCAGGGACAUUGCAUGCGGUUGCCGCUACUUGGAAGAGAAUCACUUCAUACACAGAGAUAUUGCAGCUAGAAAUUGCCUUCUUACGUGCCCUGGACCGGAAAGGGUGGCCAAGAUUGGAGACUUUGGCAUGGCCAGGGACAUUUACAGAGCCAGCUACUACAGGAAAGGUGGUCGUGCCAUGCUCCCAGUCAAGUGGAUGCCCCCUGAGGCUUUCAUGGAGGGAAUCUUCACCUGCAAGACUGACACAUGGUCGUUUGGAGUACUGCUGUGGGAGAUUCUCUCGCUAGGCUACAUGCCAUACCCAUGUAAAACAAACCAGGAGGUGCUGGAAUUUGUUACCAGUGGAGGUCGGAUGGACCCCCCAGAGGGUUGCCCGGGCCCUGUUUAUCGGAUCAUGACCCAGUGCUGGCAGCAUUGUCCUGAACAUCGGCCCAACUUCUCCACUAUUCUUGAGAGAAUCAACUACUGCACUCAGGAUCCGGAGGUGAUCAACACACCUCUGCCAGUGGAAUAUCGGCCCACCACCGAUGACGAUAGCGCCGCAGUGAUCCAUCCCUCUGACUCCACGCCUACCAACUUCGCUCCUCUCCUCUCCUUGGCCUCCUCCUCCUCCUUGAGCCUGGCGCCCUCGCCUCUGUUCCCUCAGCCCGCCAAACCUCGCUUUCUACAGAACGAGACGAUGCCAUGCCGCGAGGUGCUCCCGGAUCCCUCCUGGGCUGAGGCGGCCCCGGCGGCCAAUGCGUGCAAGGGUGGCCUUGUGCUGCAGCCCGAGCCUCCCUUGCGCCAACCUUGCUCCACAAACAAGUCUCGUUCGGGGAGCCAACGGCUGAAAAACAAAACCAAGAAUUUGUGGAACCCAACGUAUGGCUCUUGGGUCUUGGAAAGCUUAAAGGGCAAUAAGACCUUGGCUCACGCUCAGUCUGUGCCCAUCUCAAGUCCUCCUUCCUGCAACGCAGCCGCUCAGUCCUCCUCAGAGUUCAACCGAGCAGGCUACUCCAAUUGCUCCCACAUCAAACCUGCCGCUCUCUGUAUUUCUGCGUCCCCUUCUUGCCAGCCUCAAACCGUGCUUAGCGUGCCCCACAAUAAGAGCCAGAGCAGCGGCGCCCCCUCUAAGGGGGGCAUUGACCUAGCCAAGCUGCAGAGUUUCCCCUGCGGAAACGUCAAUUACGCCUACGACGAGCACAGCUAUGAAGCAGAGAGUCUGCCCUUGGUGGUCCAGACCAAAGCUCCAGAAGCUCUCAAAAACACCAACUCUGCCCCCAGCAUGUCCUCUGGGCUGGGCAUGGGGCUGACUCUGGGCCUCUACACGUCCUCCUCCUCAUCCACUUCCUCUUUCUUCAUGCCCAAGCUGCUGCUCAAGCGCCACGCCAGCUACGGGCACGAGGACGUAAAGAGACAAACCAAGGCUGAGAAGCCCUCACGAGACCGAGACUCCGGCUUUUCUCUGUCUGAGGAUCUGAGUGUCACACCAAUCUGAAAGUCAACAUAACAGGUUUUCUUUAAAAACAAAAUGAUAACUCAUUACAAACUCCUUACUCCUUUUUGUUUUUAAUAAUGUGAAAAUGUAUAUGCUGUCUACAGUGAACCAACACUUACUAUAUUUGCCUGUUCGUAGAUUUUUCUUGAAGCGAGGGCCUAUCCUACGUUAUUUGCUCUAAAUAAUUCAGACUGAUUCAAGAAAACUCACAUUUUUUGUUUACUGUUUUUGCUUUGAUCUAAGUUAGGGGUCAACAACCUUUUUCUCUAUCAGCGGCCAUUUCAAUUCUCAGAUGUCAGUCUUAAAGGGUCACACUAAAUUGAAGACAAAAUGCAUCCAUGACAAGUACGCUAGUGGUUAACUCAUCUGCCUCACAGUUCUGAGGUGUAUCCAUGAACAGUACAAGUGGAAUACAAAAUGGAUGAAUGGGUGCAUUGUGCAGUUCAUAUAAAAACUUGUGAGGCUAAGCUGUGUCAGAUCAUUUUUCCUGACCCUAUAUGAAAUAUUUAGUAGCACAUAGGAGACACUUAAACAGCUUCUUCCCUCUAGCCAUUAACUCCUUAAACAGUCACUGACAUAGUCACUCUUCUUGCACCACAAAAUGGUACUACAAAACUACUGGUUACUCUAAAAUGGUUCAAUGAUUUUGUUGUUUACGAUGAUACUAGUGCAGCGUGUUAUACCGGAGACAAAUUCCUUGUGUGUUCUACAUACUUGGCCAAUAAAGAUGAUUCUGAUUCUGAUUAAGGGGUAGGUUCAGCAUCUGGUAGAUUUUUUUUCUGAAACGUAACUAGAAAUUACAACCUAUGAACCUAUGGCAAAAUCCGUACUGCACAACCUUUUUAUAAAUUAGACUUAACAACAAUAACAAAAAAUGAGCUCAAAGACCUGAUGUGCUAAAAACAAACAUAAACACAUUUUAAAAUCAGAGUCAAAAAUACAUUUAGAGAUGCAUUAAGCCAUUUAUGAUUGACUUUCUACAUCCACUGUGCCAGCCAGGUAGUAAAUGAUGAGCUCAUGUAAUGGUUCUGAUGAUUACAAUGCUGGAAGGAGACUCAUCUGCAUUGGGAUUCAGAGAGCAGGAGUCUUUCAUUUCUUCCUUUCCAUUUUUUUUUUUAAACCUGUCCUGUUCGGCUGCUUGGUUACGCAGUGCGGUGGAUAUGUACGCCUUUUUGAUAUCUGAACAGUUUUACUGAGCAACUGGGGACUUUGAUAUCCAAGUACUCCCCCUGUUGUUUGGAGCUAGAUGGAUGUUUACUGGACAUUCAUUUGAAUGUUUGAAAGGGGUCAGACGUAGAGAAAAGAGAACAGAGCAAAAGCAACAUAGGACAAUAUCAGUACAUGACAACAGGCUUAUUGUGUUUAUUCUGGUCACAUUGUCUCCAAAAUGUUGAAAUAUUUUCAACUUUUUUUAAUUUGAUUUAAUUUUUGUCUCCGGGAAGCUUUGGCACUUACAAUUGUGGCCAGCGGUUUGGAUGUUGGAGUGUCCAAUAUAUGAACCUCAGAGCAUUUUGCUUUGUCGGAAUUUUGAAUCAACAAAAACAAAAAACAAAAAUCGGGUUUCACAGAAGAGUUUUUGGGACUUGUUCUGAAGGAAUAAUGUGAAAAAUACCCGACUUUAUAAUUUCUGCAAUAACAUGUAUUUUUCUAUACAGAGAUGGUUUUGAAAGAAGAAAGCGUGUCUCAUUUUUGGCAAUGUUGUCCAGGUGACGACUUCAUGA